Messenger RNA from Thamnophis elegans (Western terrestrial garter snake), 1258 nucleotides. RefSeq names its product transmembrane emp24 domain-containing protein 10-like. Lineage: Eukaryota; Metazoa; Chordata; Lepidosauria; Squamata; Natricidae. Gene Ontology annotation, cellular component: endoplasmic reticulum-Golgi intermediate compartment; COPI-coated vesicle; COPII-coated ER to Golgi transport vesicle. The record is from RefSeq and is a predicted model, not a curated record. Gene Ontology annotation, biological process: Golgi organization; endoplasmic reticulum to Golgi vesicle-mediated transport; intracellular protein transport.
GGGAGCCAGCCGCGCAUGCGCGCUUGGACAAUCCCCGGAGCUCGCGCCCGGGGAGCGCAGAACGGUUGGAGGUCGCGGCGGCGUUUGCACCGUGCAAAGCGCGAUCCCGGGAAGGGAAGCGGGAGAAGAGGGUCGUGGGAACGUGCCAACCCGGGUUCUGGGUGCGAUCCGAACCCCGAAGGGUUGGGGUCGUUGGAACAAACCACCCCACCCCAAGAUCAGCACCGGGGUCAUUUGGAGACCCCCACCCAAAAUCAGCCCCGGGGAAGGCGAGGGUCUCCCUUUUCCAGCGUCACCAUGUGGCUGCCCGCCCUGCUGGGUCCCUGGGCCGUGCUGCUGGUCCUAUCUGCCGGCCGCUGCCGGGGGCUCUCCUUCCACUUGCCCCCGCUGAGCCGUAAGUGCUUGAAAGAGGAACUGCACCGGGACGUGAUGGUCACCGGCGAGUUCGAAGUGUCCGAAGCGGCCGCACCGGGCAUCCGGACGGACUUAAAGGUGACCGACUCGUCCGGGCACCUGCUCUACUCCAAGGAGGAAGCCAAGAAGGGGAAAUUCGCCUUCACCACCGAAGACUACGAAAUCUACGAGAUUUGCUUCCAGAGUCACGGACAGACAGGGAAUUUUCGGCUGCCAGACCAACUGGUCACCCUCAAUGUUAAACAUGGGGUAGAAGCCAUGAAUUAUGAAAACGUCGCAAAAGCGGAGAAGCUGAAGCCGUUGGAGAUCGACCUCCGCCGGCUGGAGGACCUUUCCGAGUCCAUCGUCAAGGAUUUCGCCUUCAUGAAAAAACGGGAAGAGGAGAUGCGGGAUACCAAUGAAUCCACCAGCACUCGAGUUUUCUACUUUAGCAUUUUCUCCAUGCUGUGUCUGGUCAGCUUAGCGUCCUGGCAGGUGUUCUAUCUACGACGGUUUUUCAAGGCCAAAAAGCUCAUCGAGUGACGAGCCAAGAUUCCUCGUCUCCUUACCUGAUUGUGCCAAGAUCUCGGGACAAACCACUUUUUAUCUCCUCACUGGCCCUCCGAUCUCAACGGAGGUGACAAUUGGAAAUUGGACCGGAUCUCUUUUGGUGGGGGGCCACAGAUCGGUUUUGAAAAAAUGGCCUGGCCUCUCUUGGUUUUGGGUGUGUUUCUUUUCUCUUGGACUUAGCUGGGUGAUUUCUCUCACCUUUGGGGUGGCGUUGGAGGGCAGGCAUUCGAUCCGACUGUUACGCAAUUUGAGCACACUGGAUAAUAUUUGGAAGUAAUAAAUCUUGGUUCCUAGA